Molecule: messenger RNA, 4000 nt
Organism: Hypoxylon fragiforme
Lineage: Eukaryota; Fungi; Ascomycota; Sordariomycetes; Xylariales; Hypoxylaceae
Product: armadillo-type protein
Exons: 3
Coding region: 540-3710 (1056 amino acids)
Molecular function (GO): ATP hydrolysis activity; translation elongation factor activity; ATP binding
Source: RefSeq, a predicted model, not a curated record
UAAAAUUUUUGAAAGCGAACAAUUUUUUUUCCUGUUAGGACAACACAUAAAAUCUCGACAGGCUACCCUCCCCACUACUUAACUUACUUCCUUUUCCAACUUCUUCUUUUCAUUACACCUUUCCCUUCCUUUUUUAAAACCUCUCUUUUCUUGAAGAGUGAUCAUCUGAGACUCUCCAGCUCAGUUUUCUCUCCUCUUGCGCCGAAGGAGAUAUUUAGUUUUUGCCAAAGUUUCUGGCUUAGACUUUGUUUUUACUAGACAGGCGAGCCACGAUAGAGUAGAUUUCUGAUCUCUUCUGUCAGCCCUGUCAGAAGCAAAAAGUCUACACAGGUUUUAGGCGAUAAAAGAAGGUCUACUAGAUUUACUUGUCUUUAGACAUCUUCCUACUUCUCUCCACUCUCACCCAUUCCGAUUCUCGCGACCGAAAAAAAGGAUAGGCGAGAUAAUCCGACACUUACGAGUUGGAAUAUUACCCCUCCACCGACUCAGUAUUCUUUGAUCAUCGAAUACUUAAUAAUCCACAAAUAAAAGCAAUCACCAUGUCGACUGCUCAAGAGAAUGCGCAAUCCAUCAAGGUCUUAGAUGACCUGAUGCAGAAGCUCAACCUAUCUAAGGAUGCUGCAGCCUCGAAAGAUGCUGCGCAUUCCCUUGCAUCUUUCAUCAACGGUCGCAUCGAGGACCAGGAAGCCCCCACCAGAACCGUUGAGGCCCUGAAGAAACAGAUCACCAACAAGAAGGAUGCGAAUGCUCGUGAAAAGGCGGCCAAUGCUAUUCAAGCCAUUGCCCAACAUUCGGAGAUCGCCCCCAAUGUCGAACCCUACUUCAUCCUUUUACUGCCUUUGACCUUGGCCGCCAUUGGUGACAAGAUCACUGGUGUAAAGAAUGCUGCUAUUGCGGCUUCCACUGCCAUCGUUGAGGCCGUCAACCCCAAUGCUGCCAAGGCUAUCCUCCCCGUCAUCAUCAACUCCAUAUUGACGGCCCAGAAAUGGCCCGAGAAGAUCACCGCUCUCGAAUGUAUCGACAUUCUUGUCCGAACUGCCCCUGCGCAGUUGGCUUUCCGUGUCCCCGAGCUGAUUCCUGUUGUCUCGGAGUCUAUGUGGGAUACCAAGAAGGAAGUCAAGGAGCGUGCCUACAAGACCAUGGAGAAGCUUUGCGAGUUGAUUGUCAACAGGGAUAUCGAGCGUUUCAUUCCCGAGCUCAUCAAAUGUAUUGCCAAGCCUGAGAAUGUUCCUGAGACUGUCCACUUGUUGGGUGCCACCACCUUCGUUACCGAGGUUCAGGAGCCUACCCUUGCUUUGAUGGUUCCUCUGCUAGAUCGUGGUCUUGCUGAGCGAGACACUGCCAUCAAGCGUAAGACAGCCGUCAUUGUCGACAACAUGUGCAAGCUCGUCGACGACCCCAACAUCGUCGCUCCUUUCUUGCCCAAGAUGAUGCCAGGUCUCCAGAAGAACUUCGACAACUUGGCCGAUCCCGAAGCGCGUGAGAAGACCAAGCAGGCUCUCGACACCCUCGUCCGCGUGGGUGACGUCAAAGAUGGAAAGAUCCCCGAGGCUCGUCACGAUGGUGACAUGUCAACCGUUCUUAGCCACUUGACGGCUGCCAUCCCCAGCAAGCACGCCAAGACCGCUGAAAAGCUCACUCCAGUUAUGCAGUACAUCGCUGCCAUUGGUGGCCAACUCGUUGACGAGAAGGAGACCGAACCGUCCACAUGGGCAAUUGCUAUUAAGCCCUUUGUCACUGUCAUCGUUGGUGACGUUGACGCUGAGAAGGUUGUCGAGACCCUGCGAAAGCGCGCUUCUUCUGGCAGUGAAGACGAAGCAGCAGAGGAGGCCGAAGACGACGAUGGCGAAGACCUUUGCAACUGCACAUUCUCCCUUGCAUACGGUGCCAAGAUUCUACUUAACCAGACCCAUCUCCGUCUGAAGCGUGGUCGUCGCUACGGUCUUUGCGGUCCCAACGGAUCCGGUAAAUCAACCCUCAUGCGAGCAAUCAAUAACGAGCAAGUCGAGGGUUUCCCUAAACAGAGCGAAGUCAAGACGGUGUUUGUUGAGCACGAUCUCGACUCUGCUGAUACGGAGAUGACAACGAUUGACUGGACAAUGAAGAAGCUUGCUGAAGCUGGCGUAACUACCUCGCAAGCUGAUGUCGAAAAGCGUCUUGAAGAGUUCGGAUUCAAUUCCGCCAUGACCAAGGGUGAAAUUACUGCGCUAUCUGGUGGUUGGAAGAUGAAGCUGGCUUUGUGCCGUGCUGUCUUUGAAGCCCCUGAUAUUUUGCUUCUUGACGAGCCCACCAAUCAUUUGGACGUGAAGAACGUCAAGUGGCUCGAAGACUAUCUGAUGAACUCCCCUUGCACUUCUAUCAUUGUUUCUCACGACAGUGGAUUCCUCGACAACGUCACACAGUACAUUAUUCACUACGAGCGAUUUAAGCUCAAGAAGUACAAGGGUAACUUGAAGGAAUUUGUUCGCAAGAACCCGAGUGCCAAGUCAUACUAUGAACUGGGAGAAUCCGAGAUGGAAUUCAGCUUCCCGGAGCCCGGUUUCCUUGAGGGUGUCAAGACUAAGGCCAAGGCUAUCCUGCGUGCUACCAGAAUGAGCUUCCAAUACCAGGGAACCCCAGCUCCUCAGCUCACCGAUAUUUCCUUCCAGUGCUCUCUUGGUUCUCGUAUUGCCGUCAUCGGUCCCAACGGUGCUGGCAAGUCUACUCUCAUCAACGUGCUCACUGGUGAGCUCAUCCCCACUGGUGGUGAAAUUUACCAGCACGAGAACAUUCGUAUCGCCUACAUCAAGCAACAUGCUUUCGCGCAUAUCGAUAACCAUCUCGACAAGACGCCUUCCGAAUACAUCCAAUGGCGUUUCCAGACUGGUGAGGAUCGUGAGACGAUGGACCGUGCCAACAAAAUCAUCACCGAGGAUGAUGAGAAGGCCAUGGACAAGAUCUUCAAGGUCGAAGGUUCUCAACGACGAAUCAUUGGCAUCCACAGCCGUAGAAAGUUCAAGAACAGUUACGAGUACGAGUGCUCAUACGCACUUGGUGAGAACAUUGGCAUGAAGAACGAGCGCUGGGUCCCCAUGAUGACUGCUGACAACACUUGGCUUCCACGAACCGAACUUCUCGGAUCGCAUCAAAAGAUGGUUGCCGAGGUUGAUAUGAGGGAAGCGCUUGCUUCUGGUCAGUUCCGUCCUUUGGUUCGAAAGGAGAUCGAAGUGCACUGCGCCAACUUUGGCCUUGAUGCUGAACUUGUCUCCCAUUCGCGUAUGCGUGGUCUCUCAGGUGGUCAGCGUGUCAAGGUUGUCCUUGCCGCUUGCUCGUGGCAGCGACCUCACUUGAUCGUCUUGGACGAGCCUACCAACUAUCUCGAUCGUGACUCUCUCGGAGCUUUGUCCAAGGCUCUCAAGAAGUUCGAGGGUGGUGUCAUCAUCAUCACGCACAGUGCCGAGUUCACCAAGGAUUUGACGGAAGAAGUUUGGGCUGUCAUGGAUGGCAAGAUGACGCCUUCAGGCCACAACUGGGUCCAAGGACAAGGUGCCGGCCCCAGACUGAAGGGUGAUGGUGACGAUGAGGAAGAGAAGUUCGACGCCAUGGGCAAUAAGAUAGUAUCCACGAAGAAGAAGGCUAAGUUGACGAGCUCUGAGGCCAGGAAGAAGAAGAAGGAACGUAUGGCCCGCCGAAAGCGUGGAGAGGAGGUCUUCUCCGACGAGGAUGACUGAUCGACUCGCCUAUGGGUUACCGUUAUGAACAAUAUGGAUUCAUGAAAAACGAACAAAUUAUUCCCUUUUGUCUGGUGUGGACAGAAAAGUUGGGAGUCGCAUGGUUAGGCAUCAUUUCUUAGUUUCUCGAGCACUAUGUUUCAUCGUCAUGGUCGAUUAGACUAGGAAAAGAACGAUACUCUCUGGAUUGGAGACCCAGGGGUUGCUUUUCGGCAUAUUGUCGACUACCUAUGAGGAUACCAUAGAUAGACCCAGCAGGUCACCGAAUAGACUAUUGCCUUUUUUUUUUU